AUGACUACUAAAACCCCCGAUUAUGGAAAAGUUGGAGAGCGGCUAUUGCUCAACUACAUUGAAGCCACAGCCUCUCAGAACCCGGGCAAGCCAGCUGUUCAUCAGCUUCUUAUCCCAGAAGAUGACGAUUCCCAUGAGCCAAGAAUUGUCACUUUGAAUUACCAGCAGUUGGUAAAUUUGAUCAACAAACUAUGCUGGAAAUUACAUAAAGGUGGUCUUACAUCCCAAGCAUCCGUUGCGUACGCCUCGCUCACUCCGUAUUUUACAUAUGGCCUUUGA
Messenger RNA from Penicillium concentricum, 279 nucleotides. Its product is annotated as Male sterility NAD-binding. The record is from RefSeq and is a predicted model, not a curated record. The transcript has a single exon. Lineage: Eukaryota; Fungi; Ascomycota; Eurotiomycetes; Eurotiales; Aspergillaceae. The coding region runs from base 1 to 279 and encodes 92 amino acids.